ACUUCAGUUACGAAUCUUCAUCAACCGUCAUGGCCCUUCAGUUCGUCACGAGUGAAAAGGGAAGACAGAAACGUUUAUUGUAAGGCCACUUAUUUUUCAAAAAAACAAGACAUAUUGCGAAGACAGAAAGUAUCAAAGAAACGCUGCAAAGCAUCGGAACAAGGAAAUGAGCAGCACCUGCUUUGCCUAUUUGCCGACAGAAAAUUGUAUUUCCUGCGCAGUGCAAGAUAUCCAAAGAAGGUGAACCGUUCUAGCUGUUUGAUUCAGGACAACGGAAGAGAGAAUAUUUUAUUUUCCACCGCGAGAAAUCUCCUGCCUCAUUUGUUUUACCAACUCUACACACUCCAUGGUAUUCAGGUGAACAGUUCAAUUCCGCUUUUGUAUGCUCUACUACCAGACAAGAUAGAGGCCACUUAUGUCUGGUUAUUGCAACAAGUAAAGCAAGUUCAACCUGAAGCCUUCUCAGAAGCAGUAGUGGCCGAAUUCGAACCUGCCAUAGUCAGUGCUAUUCGUCAAGAAUUUCCAAGGGCUAGACAUCGAGAAUGUUUCUUGCAUUUCUUGCAGUGUAUAUUCCAAGGAUUCAGACAGAAAAUCUUCAGAGAAAAAGCACAACACUUGAUUGAUUACUUUGAGGACUGCUGGACUGGACGUCCUCAAAGAUGCAUGGGACGCCGAAUGCCCUGCUUCUCCCUGGAAAUGUGGAACUGUUACGAAGGAGUAAGACACUGUCUUCCGAAGACAAAUAAUCAGGUGGAUUCGAAAUACAAUUAUCUCCAUAAGGUGCCAAUCUUUCUCGAGUCGCGAAUGGUCAAUUAUCGAACAACUUGA
Molecule: messenger RNA, 828 nt
Organism: Soboliphyme baturini
Lineage: Eukaryota; Metazoa; Nematoda; Enoplea; Dioctophymatida; Soboliphymatidae
Source: the annotation of a GenBank genome assembly